Messenger RNA from Nerophis lumbriciformis (worm pipefish), 1456 nucleotides. NCBI's taxonomy places the organism in Eukaryota, Metazoa, Chordata, Actinopteri, Syngnathiformes, Syngnathidae. The record is from RefSeq and is a predicted model, not a curated record.
GAAAGAUACAUCCAACCCGCACAGACAACAAAGCCUGUUCUGCGGUGGUGUCGUCUACUUCCACGGCCGUACACAACAAAAUGAUGACGAGGAAAAAUGGCCCUCACUCCAGUCCAAGGGAGCAGAGUCGAAGAAUGCACACGUUUGCUGUUAUCACUUCGUUAAAGUAUAAAACAGCAGGGCAUCUCUUUGUUCGACGCCGGUCAACGCGCCAUCUUUAAUAUCAACACUGACGCCAGAAGCACCACCUUGUUUGGCCUCCCGCAUCUGUCAUGAUGAUGACAUCUGCACUGCUUAAGAGGACAAGAAAGACAGAAGACAGACAAUGAGUGAUGAAACAGCCACUAAAGACUUCCUCUUUAAGUUCUUGGUGAUUGGCAGCGCCGGGACGGGGAAAUCCUGCCUCCUCCAUCAAUUCAUUGAGAACAAAUUCAAACAGGACUCCAACCACACCAUCGGAGUAGAGUUUGGUUCCAGAGUGGUCAAUGUCUCUGGGAAGACGGUCAAGCUGCAGAUCUGGGACACUGCUGGGCAGGAGCGGUUCCGUUCUGUGACACGCAGCUACUACCGCGGAGCAGCAGGAGCGCUUUUGGUCUAUGAUAUAACCAGCCGAGAGACGUACAACGCGCUGACCAACUGGCUGACGGACGCACGCACGCUAGCGAGCCCCAACAUCGUUAUCAUUCUGUGUGGCAACAAGAAGGACCUGGAGGCAGAGCGAGAGGUCACAUUCCUGGAGGCCUCGCGCUUUGCUCAGGAGAACGAGUUGAUGUUCUUGGAGACCAGCGCUCUGACGGGGGAGAAUGUGGAGGAGGGUUUCCUCAAGUGCGCGCGCACCAUCCUCAACAAGAUAGACUCGGGUGAGCUGGAUCCAGAGAGGAUGGGCUCAGGCAUCCAGUACGGAGACGCGUCACUGCGGCAGCUGCGACAGCCGAGAGGCAGCACGGCACAGAACAAGCAGCAGUGCAGCUGCUAGGAACGUGGCCCCCUCCCUUAAAGACCUCCCAUACAGGUCAGUGUUACUGCUCCAGUUGUUUUGGGGUGUCCACACCUCACAGCACCUGGAUGAGUGGAAAUCACUGACCUUUGACCCUCCGGUAAGACUUAUUUAUGCGUGCCGACACACGCAGGGAUUGUUCGGUCCUUACCAGAUCGUAGUGGACACGUCUAGGCGCUGUGUAUUCAUGUUUUUUAUUUCAUACAUGCGCUCCUUGUUCUGGUUUUAUAACAUUUGCACUGCUUUUUGUCCCUAAAUUAUUGUUAUUGCCUUUUUUUUUUUUUUGUCUUUUAAGCAUUUAAAUAUUCACUGUGGCUUUCCAGUGUCCAAAUGCUACACAGCAAAUGUUUGGAGGAGGUUUAAGAAGGUGUCUCAUAGCUAAUUCCCACCUCGCCAUCCUAAAUGCACUUUUAGCGGGACUGCUGGCCUUAAUAAAAUGCACCUUGGUGGAUGAACGUC